Gopherus evgoodei (Goodes thornscrub tortoise) is the source of this 3242-nucleotide messenger RNA. RefSeq names its product CMRF35-like molecule 7. The record is from RefSeq and is a predicted model, not a curated record. The transcript has 7 exons. Bases 146 to 1075 code for a protein of 309 amino acids. Gene Ontology annotation, cellular component: plasma membrane. NCBI's taxonomy places the organism in Eukaryota, Metazoa, Chordata, Testudines, Testudinidae. Gene Ontology annotation, molecular function: transmembrane signaling receptor activity.
CAUCUAGAAACUUGACAUCAUAGAACUGGUCAGUGAGUCUUAUCAUUUCAUUUUCAACUCUCACAAAAGGAAGAGGGUCCCUGCGAUCUCCUGGAGAACCCAGAUCUACCAGAGGAGAGAUUCACCCACCAAGGGAACCAGGACCAUGAGGAUUUUUUCUGUUUUACUUUGGAUUCUUUUCCCAGGCUGCUGGGCGGUGACGGGCCCCGGGGCAGUACACGGCCCCGCGGGCGGGUCGGUGGCUGUGCGGUGCCGGUACUGGGCGGGCUAUGAGGAUUAUCCAAAGUUCUGGUGCCGGGAAGGAGGCUUGAUAGGUUUGUUCUGUUCUGGUGGGCUUCACAUCGUCGAGACCGAUGGGUCGGAGGUGGAGGUGACACGGGGCAGAGUCUCCGUCCGAGACGAACGCACCCAGCGCACAUUCACCGUGACCGUGGAGAACCUGACACUGGCAGAUGCUGGCACGUACCACUGCGGGGUAGAAAGAACUGGGCCUGAUCUCAGGGACACUGUGGAACUCACCGUCUCCCCAGCUGUUCCUACCUCACCACCGAUGACACCAGAAAAGGACCUGACUGUUGCCACCUCCUCAUGGACUCUUCCUGAAGUAGAUGUUCUUGUCGGUAUACCAAACCUUGACCUCUACAUCCUGAUCCCAUCCAUCCUGCUGGUUCUACUUUUGAUUUUGUUCAUUGCUGUAAAGUUUAAAAGAGCAUCGCAGAGGAGGAGAAAAGCCCUUGAGGACACACCAGGACAAAAGGAUAAGAACGCCUAUCUCUAUAACCCGAAUCCUGGGCACAAGCCUCCCUUCAGUGUAUCGGAUCCUACUGCCACAGGCCAGCUGGCAAUCUAUAUGAAUGAGCAACACCUGCCCAGCUCAGCCGAUCCGGCGUCCGAGUAUGAGAGCAUGAUCCCGCAGAGGAGUCAGGUUUCAGGACAGAGAAAAGCAGUUUUUUCUGGUCCACAGGACUGCUCAGCCACAGAUCAGCAGGACACCUACGUCACUAUGUACUCAGUCACACCCCGUCCCCCCAUGAUUUGUCAUCAUGCAAAGUGUGGGAGAAAAGCUGCAGGCUGAAGCCCUUCCUAUUCACUGGAUAUUUAGCAGCUCAUCCUUAUUUUCCUACUGUUCCAUGAAACUUCCAGACUGGCAUUCCCUCUGCCCUCCUUCAGCUGAGCAAUCUGACAGCAGCAAGAUGUGGUGGGGAGGUCCCACUUCCAGCACGAUUGUCUUCAGAAAUGUACUGGCUACUACAAAGUACUUCUCCUUUCCUGAACAUUAGCUUGAAACUGCACAAAGUCUUGGUGGCUCCAGUUCCUGAAGGGCCGGAGGUAUUCCUCUGGUGCUCGUUGUGGCAUCUCUCUGCUGCAGCGCCACAUAAUUGCUCAUAAAACUCACUUGGUACAAAGGAGCUUGGUUCUGGGGUCAGAACCUCAGGCUGAUGAGGCAACUCUUUGGCUGGAGGUGAUAUGGGGAACAGAGCCUCAGGGAGGGUGCGGAAAUAACAAUGGGAAGACAAGGCAGAAGGAAACAGCUUUGUCCUUCAUUCCCCCGGCCAGCGUGGAGUUAAUUGUGAUGGAAUCUUUUUACCCCCAAUCCCAUGUUACCACAGUGGCUGAGAAGAAGAAGGGCACAUGGAUUCCCCCAUUUUAUACAGGUUAUAAUGAAAAGAUUGAGAGCCCAUUCCCAGAUGUUCUUUUUGGACAUCUUCGUCUUUGAUCCUAACUACCCCGUGGGACACAUGUAAAGAAUUUGAACACAAGACCAAUAUCAUUCUAGAGUGUAGGAACAGAAGUGUUGUAUGAAAGACACGAGAGAUAAUGGUCUCACCCUAGACUUUCUAGCCUCAUCUCCACCAUGUGCACCACUAGGGUUCCUCGUACCAUCCACCCCCUAGCACCUCCAGUAACCCCACAUUGAGUCAUGAUGCUGGAGUGGUGGGGAGUCGGGAAUUGGCUCCUUCUCUCUAUUUUGCCCACAGGAGCUCCACUCUUCUUUAAACUCUGUCGCCCAACACCUCCAUGAUAACCCUCCUCCCUGCACAGCUCCCACCAGAUCUGCUCGGCUGCGCCAAUAUUACCAGCUCUCAUGGUUUUACUGCAAGUCUCACAAUGUUCGCUGCUUUGUUCAAAGCCUCAACUCCUGGAUUCUUGGGAUGAUGGGAGAAUCUCAGCUUUCCUUAGAAAAGAAACAAUAUGUUUCUAGCCCACCCCACAGCAGAGAAAAAAUUGAAAGGUGACCCAAGUGCACCCUUAGGUUUCAAAAAGUGGAAGAUUGAAAAAAGAACCCCAAAGGCAUCUUUAAAUGAACAAAAACUCUUGAGAUUUUAAAACCAAUCUCAUGGUUGCUGAGGCCCUACACAUGAUUUUUGAAUGCUUGAGGGGGAGGGACAAUAUCAGUGCUGCCUUAUAGAAAUAAUUAGUGAUGUAGAUACACAGAGAGCUGAAGCCUCAGUGGAUAUGUCUACACCAGUGGUUCUCAACCUAUUUACCACUGUGGGCCUCAUAUUCAGCUCUCUGUGUGCUAUGUGGGCCACAUCCACACAAUAUAUAUACUACUUGUAUGGCCCUAAGGAUCAGGGGUGGGGCUGACUUGGGAGGCAGAGGGGAACCACCCCCAGCACUCACCGGUGGCAUGGCUGAGGCCUGGCUACUGCACUCUCCUUUGCCAGUGAGUGCAGGCACGGCUCUGCUGCAGUUCUCAGGGGAGCAGAGGAAGGGGAGUGGCGGACCAGGGGCAGAGGCUUUGGCGAAGGAGUGGAGUGGGGGCAGGGCUGGUGUGGCACAGGAAGAGGUGGGGCUUGGGCUGGAGCAGCUGCAUACUUUGUUUAUGGGUAGGGACAGCCCUGCUGAGGAUGUCAGAUGGGCCACAGCUGAUUGGGCCAGAAGCAGCCUGUGGGCCACGGGUUGAGAACCACUGGUCUCCACUGCAAUUAAAAACCGUGCCAGCUGACUUGGGCUCGCAUGGCUCAGGCUAAGGGUCUGUUUAGCUGCACUGUGGGUGUUCAGGCUUGGGCUAGAGCAGGAGCCAGGGUUCCAGGACCCUGCAAGGUGGGAGGGUCCCAGAGCUCAGGCUACAGCAUGAGCCCACAUGUUUAUACCAUAAUUACACAGCCCCAUAGCUAUGCUCCUUAGCCCGAGUCACCUAGCACAGGCCAGCCACAGCAGCACUGACCAUCAGGAAAAUGGCACCCUAGGCAAACUUGUAUUUUGCACCCUUUGAGUUGAAGUAUGUAGUAGUGUUA